Messenger RNA from Papaver somniferum (opium poppy), 862 nucleotides. Its product is annotated as 50S ribosomal protein L24-like. Gene Ontology annotation, molecular function: structural constituent of ribosome; RNA binding. Gene Ontology annotation, biological process: translation. The coding region runs from base 103 to 582 and encodes 159 amino acids. Gene Ontology annotation, cellular component: ribosome; mitochondrion. The record is from RefSeq and is a predicted model, not a curated record. The transcript is spliced from 5 exons. Lineage: Eukaryota; Viridiplantae; Streptophyta; Magnoliopsida; Ranunculales; Papaveraceae.
UACAGAGAGAGUAAAACAGUUUCAGAGAACACCCAAAACAAGCCAAAACCCUAAAACUCUCCAUUAGAAGAAGGGGGUUGAGAUUUUCAGCCUUUUUAGAUUAUGGGUUGGAAAGCAGCUCAAAAGCUUGUACAAAACUGGAGGAUUCUCAGGGGAGAUAAUGUAAUGAUAAUCAGGGGCAAGGAUAAAGGAGAGACUGGUGUUAUUAAGCGUGUUGUUCGUACUCAGAAUCGUGUUAUUGUUGAAGGCAAAAAUCUUGUAAAGAAACAUAUCAAACAAGGACAAGGUCACGAGGGAGGAAUUUUUACUGUUGAAGCCCCUCUUCAUGUUUCGAAUGUUCAAGUUGUUGACCCCGUCACAGGGAACCCUUGUAAAGUUGGAAUCAAAUAUUUAGAAGAUGGCACAAAAGUAAGAGUUUCUAGAGGAAUCGGAGCCUCUGGAUCCAUCAUUCCUCGUCCCGAGAUUUUAAAAAUUAGGACCACGCCAAGACCCACAAUCGCUGGUCCCAAAGAUACCCCAUUGGAGCUAGUGACAAAAAAAACCUACGACUCUGCCACUGGGAAGGGAAUGCCUUCACUCUAACAAUCUUUUGUUUUAAUUUAUCAGCGAGAGAUCGUAAAAUGAGUUAGAAAUUAGAACAAACUGGCAUAUAGAUUUGGUUCAUUAUCAUAAAUGUUGGUUUAGUUCUUGUUUGUCAGAAGUUCUGGAAGAGCUGUUUCUGACGCCACAACUAUUAGUUGUCACAAGUUCUGGAAAUGACAGUUUUUGAAAUACCUGGUGCAAUCUAUUUUCUUUGCCAGUUUCAUGACAUUUGUAUUCUUAUUUCAGAUUUUACCAAGCUACUCUCAUACGCUUUUUUCUU